UUCUUCGAUGAUUGUUGACUUGUGCCUGGGAUCACAGAUUUAACAACUGCCCCUAGGAUGACGCCAAGCCUGCUUUGAUCUCAGUCCCUGAAUCAAUUAGUUAUGGGCCUUGAUCCACCCCAGGCUCAGUCCGGGAGAAGUGAAGAGUUGGCUGCAAACAUCUUUCGCCGAGAGUCCUCCUUCUCCUCCUCCUCUUCCUCCUCUUCUUCAUCCUCCUCCUCUGACCGUCGCCCCCGAUCUAAGCACCCCGAGCCUGAAUGUGAGCCCUUGGUGGCAGGGAACAAACGGGACGGCGGACCGGGAAUCGGCAAUACCCAGGGCGUCGGAGAGGCCGCGCAGGACACGGAUCUGGUGUCAUUGGCAAAGGACACUGACGAGGGAAGCUGUUCGGAGAUGGAAUACGCAGGUUCGGGCGAUGAUUUCAAUGACGACGAGGAGGCGGGCCUUACGACGCAGCAGAGAAAGAAGAGAGGCUUGCUGCGGAAGAAGCGUCGGGAAGAGGCAGACUCAAAGGAUGUCACACUCUCGGUAGCGCAGAAGCAUUUGGCGGAUAAACAUGUGGCGAGACGAUUGGCGGUUAAUGUGGUGUUUAUCCUGCUUUGGUAUCUGUUCUCGGUGUCCAUAUCGCUGUAUAACAACUGGAUGUUUGAUCCGAAACACCUCGACUUUUCCUAUCCCCUGUUUACGACUAGUCUUCACAUGCUCGUCCAAUUUUCGCUUGCGUCUUCUCUACUCUAUUUCUUUCCCCAAUUGCGCCCCAAAAAUCCCGCUGCUCCCCAGGCCACUACUUCGAUGACCGGCGGAGCCCCGAAUACGAGUCCAGUAGUGACCAGAUUGUUUUACUUUACUCGAUUAGUUCCCUGUGGCACGGCAACAUCGUUGGAUAUUGGUCUGGGGAACAUGUCUCUGAAGUUUAUUUCUCUAACCUUCCUUACCAUGUGUAAAUCCUCUACGCUAGGAUUCGUUCUCCUUUUCGCCCUCAUUCUCGGUCUCGAAACCCCGUCUAUGAAAUUAAUAAUGAUCAUCUGCACCAUGACUGUUGGAGUUGUGAUGAUGGUUGCCGACGAGGCCACAUUCAACGUCAUUGGAUUCUCCCUUAUUAUUGCCUCCGCAUUUUUCUCCGGGUUUAGAUGGGCUCUCACACAGCUCCUGCUCCUUCGCCAUCCCGCUACCGCGAACCCGUUCUCGACAUUGUUCUUCCUUACUCCAAUCAUGUUUGUUUCCCUGCUCGUUCUUGCACUUUUGAUCGAGGGGCCUUCCCAGAUCUUGACGGGCUUGGGAAUACUUACAGAUCAAUUCGGAACUCUGCGUACACUGGCGGUUCUGAUAUUCCCGGGAACCCUUGCAUUUUGUAUGAUCGCAUCCGAAUUCGCCCUUCUUCGUCGUUCUUCAGUUGUGACAUUGAGUAUCUGUGGAAUUUUCAAGGAAGUCAUCACCAUUGCGGCAGCGGGGAUUCUGUACGACGACCGUCUUACUCUAAUCAAUGUAGCGGGUCUUAUUGUCACAACCUGCUGCAUUGCGACAUACAAUUACAUGAAGAUUACGACGAUGAGAAAAGAAGCGCAAAAAGACAUUGCUGAACAUCCGAGCGAGCUUGAGCAUGAAUCUGAUGAUGAGUUCGGCCGUCGAGAUACGCGUGAUUACCACAACUCGGAGAAUUUAACCAACACCGCAGAAGACAGUCCUUAUAGACCUGUCAGCUCAGAUUUAGACCAUUCUGGUUCAUCGUCGAGAUCUCGGCGUGGAUGAAUUUCCUUUCUUCUUUCGAUAUGCGAUUCAGGUUAAUUCGUGGUGUCUCUCUGCGGUUUAGAAAAUGAAAUAGGAACGGUAACCAAGAUUCCCCUAAUAUGCGCGCGCUUCUUGGGCGGUUUAUAGUUUUCGGAUACACUGUGGAUAAGGUGUUGAAAUAGAUCAGGAGUUUUGUUCCAGUCAUGCCUGCGGCGCCUUCUUACAAUCGGUGUCUAUCGGAAAUUUUGUCAUCUCCUUUCCUCAUGUCAGUCGACUCUCUUUCAGCCCCGGAAUACCCUUAUUACUUUAAUCGGGGUUCUUCAACUGUAAAUCUGUGUUUCGGCCCUGUCAUUGUUAAGCUAAACACCCAAUGCUCUGGUUGUUCGUUCCCUUGGAUGUUGUGCUCCUAUUUCCUCGUAUAAUAGACCUGUAUAGAAGUAUACAGGUGCCCCGCAAGACGAACAGUUUUAUUUUG
Messenger RNA from Coccidioides posadasii C735 delta SOWgp, 2203 nucleotides. RefSeq names its product Triose-phosphate Transporter (gene CAS42). Gene Ontology annotation, cellular component: endoplasmic reticulum-Golgi intermediate compartment; Golgi apparatus; cis-Golgi network. The record is from RefSeq and is a predicted model, not a curated record. Gene Ontology annotation, biological process: UDP-glucose transmembrane transport. Lineage: Eukaryota; Fungi; Ascomycota; Eurotiomycetes; Onygenales; Onygenaceae. Gene Ontology annotation, molecular function: antiporter activity.